AUGUCGUCGAGACUCUCAGCUGCCCGGCCAAAUCGAGCGGGCGAGGACUUUGCCCGCGCCCACCACGGUGAGGCGGGUGGCGACCAUGGCAACGCCAAGUUUGACGUCCGAAACCCGUCAAUACUGGCUCCAGACUCGAGAGAGGAAGAUGCCGUCCUAGAUGCAGACGUCAUAGGGAGCAGGGGCUCUACAAAGCGUGGUGCCGUAAACCUCGACGGCUACGACAGCGACUCGGACAAUGAAACAUUCAACGCCAAGGCGGCGGGCCGCAAAAAGGGCAAGGUCGACAUUAACGAGCAGUUGGAUAACUACGAUGCCGCAAGAUCCGCAGCAGCCUCGGGAGGUAAUGUCAAUGGCCACGCGGACGACGACGACGAUGGCAACGGCAACGGCAACGACGAUGAAGACAUGUUUGCCAUGGGCGGCGAGGCCGACGCACCAAUAGAGGAGGAAGACGUCGACUUUGAUAAAUCUGGAAAGAAGAAGACGAGUGUCCAGUUUCUCGAUGCCACGCAGAUCAUGGGCCAGGAACAUGGCAGCAAGAGUGGUGGCCACGUGAGACUGGAUGACCAAGACAGCGAGGACGACGAGCUUGAAGCGCAACUGGCAGCCCUGGAAGAGGGCGUGGAUGAAGAGGUUGGUGCAGGCGGUCUAAAGCGGAAUGCGCCAAAGGUCGAGGCUUUCAACUUGCAAGCUGAGAUGGAAGAAGGUCAAUUCGACCAAUCAGGCAACUAUGUCCGCAAAGCAGCCGACCCGGACGCCGUCCACGACAAUUGGUUAGACGGGGUGAGCAAGAAGGACAUGAAGAAGGCAGCCGCGGCGCAUGAGAAACGCGCGGCUGAAGCGCGGCGGCAGCGCCUUGAAGAAGCCGACGUUCUCGUCUCCGACUUGCUCGGGACCUUGAUUCUGCGAUUGGAGCCCUCCGAGUCGCCCCUCGAGGCCCUGGCUCGACUGGGGAGAGGCCAGACGAGAACCAAGAAAAUACCCAAAUGGAAACUCAAGAAGAUGAACAAGGGCUCGGAAGACAUGGAAGUGGACGACAAGGGCGCUGCCCAAGACGUGGAGCAGACUCGAAUCAAGGAAUCCAUCAAUGCCAUUACUGACGCGGCUGACAAAUUGCUCAGCCGUGACUACGAAGAGGUCUACGACCAGGAUCGCGAAUUGCUGAUGCGGGCAUACCGGCGCGAGACUGGAGAGGAUUGGGUCGAGCCAGCGUCGCAACAUCAACAUGAAGACGUCGAGCGAGAGGUGACUCGUGCUGAUCAGCCAAUCCAACAGUGGGAAUUCCGAUGGACAGAUGGCCGUGAUGGCGAAACGAAGCAGGGCCCUUUUGAUCAGGCGACCAUGAAGGCGUGGCAGGACGCUGGUUAUUUUGCACAAGGCAUUGAAUUCCGCGUCGCCGGCGGUGGUGAUGACGGUUGGACAACAACGGCCAACUUUGCGUCAUGA
Molecule: messenger RNA, 1449 nt
Organism: Metarhizium album ARSEF 1941
Lineage: Eukaryota; Fungi; Ascomycota; Sordariomycetes; Hypocreales; Clavicipitaceae
Product: Lin1 family protein
Exons: 1
Coding region: 1-1449 (482 amino acids)
Cellular component (GO): U5 snRNP
Molecular function (GO): protein binding
Source: RefSeq, a predicted model, not a curated record